Messenger RNA from Actinia tenebrosa (Australian red waratah sea anemone), 948 nucleotides. Its product is annotated as serine/threonine-protein kinase Nek7-like. Gene Ontology annotation, biological process: protein phosphorylation. Lineage: Eukaryota; Metazoa; Cnidaria; Anthozoa; Actiniaria; Actiniidae. Gene Ontology annotation, molecular function: protein serine/threonine kinase activity; ATP binding. The record is from RefSeq and is a predicted model, not a curated record.
AUGGCAAGACGAACCCGCUCGCUCACCGACAUCAACAACGAACUGCGCUUGAACAUUCUGAAUCCUAGUGCAAGCUCGGAUUCUGCAUCUACCCAAGGUGGAAGCGCAGAUCCAUCGUCGCUUCAAGAACACUGCCGCACGAUGAUACUGCACUCUGUUGGUCUUAAAAACCUGGCUCGAAUAACAGAACUGCCUUUACCUAAAGCUAUAAUCAAUUCUCUGUCCAAUCAACUGACCUUGGAAGAUUUUUACGUGAACAAAAAUGAGCUGAACGACGAACACAUGAGCCACUGCGUUUACCCUGCCAAGUGCKUACUUGAUAUGUCAGAUGUGGUCAUCAAGGUCGUACCGGAAAGCCUGGCAAGCGAGGACAUAAAUACUGCAGUAGAACUAUGGGCAGGCAUGAAGCAUUUGAAACACCCAAACUUAAUGUCAUACUACAUCACGUUUACCAAGGACUCGACUAAGAUAUUGGUCUUUGAGUACCCGCCCUACGCAUUAGUGGACAUCCUCAAACAUCUCAAACAAGAGAAGAAAACAAUCCCAGAGUUUUUAUUGUGGAAAGCUUUUCAUGACCUUGCAGCUGUCAUAAAGUACCUUCAUGACCAAGGAGUGUCGUACCCUGGUCUGAAGCCAGAUCGAUUGUCAUUCACUGAAGACGGUAACGAUAUAUGGCUACUGGGUUGUUUCUUCUACGAGAUGGCAGCWCUAGAGCCAGCUUAUGCUAACGUUGGCACAGACAUGUUUAGCGCCAUGGSGAAUAUCAUGGAAGGGAAGAAGCCAGCGGCUUUGAAUGGAUAUUCUGAUGACUUGAACACCACGAUCAGCGAGUGCCUUAACGGCGAUCCACAAACAAGGCCAACUAUUGAGGAUCUUCAAGCAAAGUCAAAUGCUAAGAUGGAAGUUCUGGUGGACAGUUACAAAGGAGUAAAUAUCACUCACUUGUGA